AUGAGCUGGAAGAGGUCAAAGAGAGAGAAAGACCAUGCGCAAAGGAAGGACACCCAGUUUGUCAUGUUGAUUGGAAGCUAUAAUUUCGGAAUGUUUGAUAUCCACUAG
Plenodomus lingam JN3 is the source of this 108-nucleotide messenger RNA. The record is from RefSeq and is a predicted model, not a curated record. NCBI's taxonomy places the organism in Eukaryota, Fungi, Ascomycota, Dothideomycetes, Pleosporales, Leptosphaeriaceae.